Bacillus rossius redtenbacheri is the source of this 1908-nucleotide messenger RNA. RefSeq lists its product as uncharacterized. Bases 464 to 1726 code for a protein of 420 amino acids. The transcript is spliced from 2 exons. The record is from RefSeq and is a predicted model, not a curated record. Lineage: Eukaryota; Metazoa; Arthropoda; Insecta; Phasmatodea; Bacillidae.
AGCUGUUUGUGAGUCUUUACUUUUAACGUUGUGUUUAAUGCUUCGUAAUUAUAAAUAUGAAUGCAGACAUUGAUGUGGCUUUCACAGUCGAUGAAAAUAAAAUUUGAAGAGGUCCUACAAAACGAAACCAUGGGAAUGUGCAAAAUAUUCCCGGAAGACUGCCAGAAUACCAAUCACCCUUAAAUGAGGUGGCGUAGUCGCGCUGCUCGAAGGUCACGUCGCCGUCCAGGUCCCACGGCAUGAAGCUGCGCAGCUUGACGGCGCCGAGCACCGAGCCGGAGUUGAGCUCGUAGCGCAGCCCGCGCUCCGCGGCGAAGUCGUCCAGCGCCUUGAAGGUGCGCGCCACCUGCACCAGGCAGCACGACGGCAGCAGGUAGCUGUGCACCCACUUGGCCGGCGAGCACGACAGCCCCACCUCCUUGCACGAGAACAGGUAGAUGAUGUUCGGCGGCAGGAAGACCCGAUGCACCUGCCACUCCUUGGCCAGCGACAGCCACGAGUCCUGCCGCCUCUGCUGGCGCUCCGGCGAGCCGCUCACCUUCCUCUGGUCGGCGCCGUGCACGAAGUACAUGGCGUCCGGGCAGCUCAUGGCCAGCUGGUCGGAGGCCUUGAGCCGCAGGAACCAGUCCUCGAACACCACGUCCUCGGGCAGCUCCGCGUGCAGCGGGAUCUCCGCCAGCGCCGCGGUCCUCGCCACGAAGGGCCCCUCCAGGUGGUCGCAGUACAUGCAGUCGCGCUCCGAGUAGCGGUAGCCCUCCAGGUAGCGCAGGUAGUAGUUGCGCACCUCCGACUGGUAGCAGCCGACCUUCCAGUGGCCAGUGAGGUUCCGGAACGCUCCCCCGGCUACGGCGACGGCCCCCGACCUCGAUAUGGCGUAUAUCUGGCGCUCGAGGCGCGCGAAGGAGUUGAGGUGCGUGAGGCCUCGCCCGAGAAGGACGUAGGGCGUGCGGGCGAGCUGGGCCAUGCGGUUCCAGACCCUCCCUGGCCGGGCGGCGUCCGCGGGGGAGACCCUCAGGACGUCGACGCGCCCCAACCUCGCCGCGGCCUGGUCCGUGCGGUUCAGCAGCUCGCGCGAGCUGUUGUCGGCGACGGCGACGACCACCCUGAUGCGCGAGUGGUAGCCGCGCGCGCCCUGCAGCACCGCCUCGGGCGAGUCCUCCCCGGCCAGGCUGAGCAGCACGGUGAGCAGCUCGCUGACGGGGCGCCUCCUCUUCAAGUCGCAGCCCGGGGACAGCACGAAGCCCUCCUGGUAGUAGGGGUAGCCGUGCCGCGGGCCCCUGAACUCGUCGCCGCACACGUCGGCCGAGUCGCGGUAGCGCGGGCGGGACUGGUUGCCUCCUCCAGGGAGGUCGCCGUCGACCAGCAGGUCCGGGUCCGUCGAGAGGCGCGGGUCGAGCUGCAUCACCACGGAGCGCAGCUUCAGGAGCACGCGAGGAUCCACUCUGGUCUUCAGCACUGCGACAAGGCACAUCGACUCACACCUCUCGCAAACACAACACCUACCUACAUAGGCAAGGUGACUUCGGGUCUGCAUCCUAGAGGACUGGGGAGCGAAUAUCGCUCCAAGUUUACAUGCGUUCCUGAAAUCACUUCAGGUAAAUGCUGCGAUGGUUCUUUACUACAGGCCAUAGCCGAUCGCUACCUUAAUAUCCCUGCAUUGGUCGACGAGUGCUACACCGUGUCCAAAAACUGUAACAUCGAAACUUUUAAAAAAGUGGGCUUGUAAAUAACUUCAAUUACCACUCACCUAUAUUUAGGCUUAGUAUCUUCACAUACUCAAAAAGUAAGUGUAGUUGUUAGACAAUUUAAUCAAUUAAUUAUAGCCAUUUAUUAAAAAAACGAAAAACAAUAUAUUUUAAUUUUAUAAAAGAAAUUAAAAAUAAACAUUCACAGAGAAAUACAAAUAAA